UCUCGUCUUUCCUUCAUUUCGCAACGAUCGUUCAUCGAGGAUGAACCGAAACACCGAGUUCCUCCUCGUCUUCCUGUUUCUGGCCUUGUCCGUGGCCUGCGCGGAACGCAUCCCAUGGAGGACCUGCCCUUACCCUGACUCUAACACCCCAACAAACUGCACGAUACACGAAGUAUACUUAGACCCAUGUGCAGAAGCAAAAGAGGAGAAACCAUGCAAGGUAAAAAGAGGAAUCACAGCAAAUAUGACUUUCCACUAUACACCUGAGUUCACGUCUGAUAAGAUGAACGUCCGAAUUUUCUGGGCUAGUCAAGUAAUGGAUAUUCCAUUUUUGGGAAUGGACCCCAAUGCCUGUUUAUCGACCACGUGUCCAGUUGUUGCGGGACAAAGGAACGUAUAUCAUGCAGAUAUUCCUAUUUUGAAAAAAUAUCCUGUUAGAACGUACGAUAUCAAGUGGAAGAUCUGGAACGAAGAGGAACAAGAAUGCUGUUUCAUGUUUCAAAUUAAAAUUGUGAAAUAACAUCUGCCAUGUUCUGUGGGGAACUAUUGUGAUCGGUUUUGUCAUUUAAUCAAAUAAAAUCAUUACGACUAAGUAA
This is a messenger RNA of Megachile rotundata (alfalfa leafcutting bee), 596 nucleotides long. Its product is annotated as MD-2-related lipid-recognition protein. The record is from RefSeq and is a predicted model, not a curated record. Gene Ontology annotation, biological process: intracellular cholesterol transport. Gene Ontology annotation, molecular function: sterol binding. NCBI's taxonomy places the organism in Eukaryota, Metazoa, Arthropoda, Insecta, Hymenoptera, Megachilidae.